Messenger RNA from Tripterygium wilfordii, 4618 nucleotides. RefSeq names its product probable inactive ATP-dependent zinc metalloprotease FTSHI 5, chloroplastic. Bases 224 to 4165 code for a protein of 1313 amino acids. Gene Ontology annotation, molecular function: metalloendopeptidase activity; ATP binding; ATP-dependent peptidase activity. Gene Ontology annotation, cellular component: chloroplast thylakoid. NCBI's taxonomy places the organism in Eukaryota, Viridiplantae, Streptophyta, Magnoliopsida, Celastrales, Celastraceae. The transcript is spliced from 19 exons. Gene Ontology annotation, biological process: proteolysis. The record is from RefSeq and is a predicted model, not a curated record.
UAUUAUGUACAUUGGGUCGGUUUCGAUUUCCGGUUCUAAGCCUGACCCGUUUUUGAUCUCUCUCUAUCUUCUCCUUCGCCUCCUCCCUCCCAUAAAUGAUAAACCUCUCUGUCGCUGCUUUGUUCAAGAGCUGUGAAUCCUCCCUUGCAAACACAAUUUUGAAGGCCAGAAUGAUUCUUGAACACUCCAUUCCCUUCUCACCAGCAUAAUCGCGUUCCUUCUAAUGGCUUCUUCCGUACUGUCGUCUUCGUUCCUUUCUCACGUCUCUCAACCACAACCGAACCUUUCACCAUUUCGGUCCAAAACCCGACAAAGGAUUAAAAUCCUUAAAAUCACAUCCAAAGCAAUCCGCAAACCCUGCAAAACCCUCCCAUUCGCUUCUAAUUUUCUGCACUUUGGAGAAGCCAGUAGAAACCCAACAUGCACUGACAAAGAGCUAGAAUUGCUAGUAGAAGCUCCUAAAACAUCAAGAGAGCAAAAGGAACCGGAGUCCUUAAAUGGGUUUUAUUCAAAAUCUAAAAAUACCAUACUCCAAGGCAUUGCGAGGCCGAUGGUGUAUGCAUUGUUUUGUUUAGCAAUUGGGUUUUGUCCGGUUGGUGCGUUUCGGUCGCACGCAAUUGCGGCUCCGGUUGCCAGUGAAGUAAAAAUGGGUAAGAAAGAAGAGAAAGAAUUGAGUUCAAAACAGCAUGAGUAUGCAGAUUACACCCGUCGACUGUUGGAGCAGGUGUCGAGUUUAUUGAGAUGCAUGGAGGAUGUGAGAAGGGGAAACGAGAAUCUAGAGAAGUUGGAAUCGGCUUUGAAGCUGGUGAAAUCAAAUAAAGAGAAGUUGCAGGCGGAGAUAAUGGAGCGGCUAUACAUAGAAUUGAGAGAGCUGAAGAAAGAGAAAGGGGAUUUGAGGAAAACAGCGGCUACUAUUGUAGGUGAGGCGGUGAAGGCAAAGUCCGAUUUUGAGAAUGUUGCACGAAAGGCUGACAAGGGGAGGAUGGAGAUGUUGCAGGAGAGUAUGGAGAGGCUGGAGAAUAAGUAUAGUGAGAUAUGGGAGAGAAUUGACCAGGUUGAGGAUAGAAUUUUGAGGAGGGAAACAACGGCUUUGAGUAUUGGGGUGAGAGAGCUUUGUUUCAUUGAGAGGGAGUGUGAGCAGCUGGUGGAGGGAUUUAGCCGCAAAAUGAGGCUGAGGAAAACAGGGAGUCCGCUCAAAAGCUCUGCUACCAAGCUUUCGAAAUCCGAAAUUAAAAAACAACUGGAAACUGCCCAAAGGAAGCACUUGGAAGAAAUGAUUCUGCCUAGUGUUGUUGAAGAUGAAGGUCUCGGACCAUUUGAUAAAGAAUCGGUGGAUUUCUCUCGACGCAUACAACAAGCCCUUAGAGAUUCAAAUGAGGUGCAGACUGUUUUGGAGGCUCGUAUCAGAAAAAAUAUGAGAAAGUUUGGCGAUGAAAAACGUCUGAUUUUAAAGACACCAGAAGAUGAGGUUGUGAAGGGUUUUCCAGAAUUUGAGUUGAAGUGGAUGUUUGGAGAUAGAGAGGUUGUGGUACCUAAGGCUAUUGGUCUCUAUUUGUACCAUGGUUGGAAACAAUGGCGCGUAGAAGCUAAAGCAGAUCUGAAAAAGAAAUUGUUGGAAGAUCCUGAUUUGGGUAGACAAUACAUGAACCAAAGACAGGAACGCAUCCUUGUAAAUCGAGAUAGACUUGUCUCAAAAACCUGGUACAAUGAAGAAAAAAGUAGGUGGGAAAUGGACUCUAUGGCUGUUCCGUAUGCUGUAUCAAAGAAGCUAUUACAGCAUGCACGAAUCAGGCAUGAUUGGGGUGCCAUGUAUAUUAAGCUUAAGGGAGAAGAUAAGGAGUAUUAUGUUGACAUUAAGGAAUUUGAUAUGCUAUAUGAGGAUUUUGGAGGUUUUGAUGGGCUAUAUAUGAAAAUGCUUGGCAGUGGUAUUCCAACUGCUGUUCAACUAAUGUGGAUCCCUUUCUCGGAGUUGGAUUUCUGGCAGCAGUUUCUUUUGACGACGAGGCUAGUUCAUCAAUGCUUCAAUGCAAUAUGGAAGAAUAGAUUUGUGUCAUAUGGUAGAGACUGGGUGUUUGAGAAAGUUAGAAACAUAAAUGAUGACAUAAUGAUGAUGAUUGUGUUUCCUAUUGUGGAGUUUGUUAUUCCUCACCCGCUAAGGAUACGACUGGGGAUGGCAUGGCCUGAGGAAAUAGGUCAAACUGUUGGUUCCACGUGGUACUUGCAAUGGCAAUCAGAGGCAGAAAUCAGUUUUAAAUCGAGACAGACAGAAGAUCAAGAGAUACAAUGGUUUCUUUGGUUUCUUAUUAGAUGUGGAAUAUAUGGAUUUUUGUUGAUGCAUGUGUUCCGGUUCAUGAAGAGGAGAAUUCCAAGACUUCUCGGUUAUGGUCCUUUACGCGGUAGAGAUCCAAACAGGGAGAAGCUUCGAAGAGUGAGGACCUAUAUGAUGUACAAGCUGAGAAGCGUCAAAAAUAAGAAGAAGGAAGGCAUUGAUCCUAUAAAAACUGCUUUUGAGCAAAUGAAGAGGGUAAAGAAUCCUCCCAUCCCAUUGAAGGACUUUUCUAGUAUUGAUUCUAUGAGAGAAGAAAUCAAUGAAGUUGUGGCUUUUUUGAGGAAUCCUAGUGCAUUUCAGGACAUGGGAGCCCGUGCACCUCGGGGAGUUCUAAUUGUCGGAGAGAGGGGGACAGGAAAGACCUCUCUGGCAUUGGCGAUAGCUGCAGAAGCUAGGGUGCCUGUUGUCAAUGUUGAAGCCCAGCAGUUGGAGGCUGGGCUAUGGGUUGGUCAAAGUGCAUCCAAUGUUAGGGAACUGUUUCAAACAGCAAGGGAUUUGGCACCUGUUAUCAUAUUUGUUGAGGAUUUCGACCUCUUUGCUGGUGUCCGUGGCAAGUUCAUUCACACUAAAGAGCAGGACCACGAGGCUUUCAUUAAUCAACUUCUUGUGGAGCUUGAUGGGUUUGAGAAACAAGAUGGGGUUGUUUUGAUGGCUACGACUCGAAAUGUUAAGCAAAUCGAUGAGGCCUUACAGCGCCCUGGUCGAAUGGAUAGAAUAUUUCACCUUCAGAAGCCUACCCAAUUAGAAAGAGAGAAGAUCUUACACAUAGCUGCUGAGGAAACCAUGGAUGAAGAAGUCAUUGAUUUUGUAGACUGGAGAAAGGUUGCUGAGAAGACUUCUCUUUUGCGGCCUAUAGAACUCAAAUUUGUCCCUGUGGCUUUGGAGGGUAGUGCUUUUAGGAGCAAGUUUCUUGAUACAGAUGAACUUAUGAGCUACUGCAGUUGGUUUGCGACUUUCAGUGGCAUUGUUCCUAAAUGGGUGCGGAAGACAAAAACUGCGAAGAAGAUGAGUAAAGUGCUUGUGAACUUUCUUGGAUUGGGAUUGACCAAAGAGGAUCUGCAAAAUGUGGUUGAUUUGAUGGAGCCAUACGGCCAGAUAAGCAAUGGAAUAGAACUUCUGAGUCCGCUACUUGAUUGGACUAGGGAAACCAAGUUCCCACAUGCUGUUUGGGCAGCUGGUCGUGGUCUCAUUGCACUUCUAUUACCCAACUUCGAUGUUGUGGACAAUCUAUGGCUUGAGCCAUCUUCUUGGCAGGGAAUUGGAUGUACAAAGAUUACUAAGGCCAGAAAUGAAGGUUCGAUGUAUGGGAAUUCAGAAUCAAGAUCAUACCUUGAAAAGAAGCUUGUGUUCUGCUUUGGUUCAUAUGUUUCUUCCCAACUACUACUUCCUUUUGGGGAGGAAAAUCUUCUUUCUUCUUCAGAAUUAAAACAGGCACAGGAGAUAGCUACACGCAUGGUGAUUCAGUAUGGAUGGGGCCCUGAUGACAGUCCAGCUAUUUAUUACAGCAGCAAUGCGGCAACAUCUUUGAGCAUGGGGAACAACCAUGAGUAUGAGAUGGCAGCUAAAGUUGAAAAAAUAUAUGAUAUGGCAUAUCUAAAGGCAAAGGAAAUGCUUCAGAAAAAUCGUCUAAUCCUUGAGAAGGUUGUUGGGGAAUUGCUUGAAUUUGAAAUCUUGACUGGAAAGGAUUUGGAAAGACUGGUCAAAGAAAAUGGUGGAGUUUAUGAGAAAGAGCCUUUUUCCCUUUCAAAAGUAAAUCACAUUGAGCCAUUGUCCGUGAGCUUUCUUGAUGGCGGUAAUGCAUCAGCAACAGUGCUUUUAGGCUCAACAACCAAGUAAUCGAAAUAUAUACGUGGCUCUGGGUAACCUUCUGUGGGAUCAAAGGUUGUGGAAUCAAAGGUGGAAAGUCCAUUUCUCCAAUGAACUUGGGUUUGUUGUCUGAGAGUAUAAUAUAGGUUUGGUUUCUCUGUCUUAAGUGAAAGUGUUUUGGAAGAGCGUAGGACAUGUAGGAUAAACUAGUAGGUACAGCAAGCGGUAAAGAUUGAGAAGUGGGGUUAUUUUUUCCUUCUCAACUUGGCAUUGUAAAUUGCUGGAAAAUGAACUUUGAGAUUUGAGAAUGUGAAUAUCAUUCAUGUUUCUCAUUUAGGGUUUGAGUUGACAGAUUGACUUCUUUUCAUCAUUAUUUAUCAUUUUCACAGCCUUAUUCCUAUACAUUUUGGAGCUGGUGUAACAAUCCAUAAAGAGAGAUUAGUUUGAAUUAAUAAUAUGAUGCCUAAGCUUUGUUAAGAUUUA